AUGUCGGCUACAUCGCUGCCCCAGCUCUUUGACCUCUCCGGUCGCACCGCCGUCGUUACUGGCGGUACGCGUGGUAUCGGACAAGCCAUGGCACUGGCGCUCGCCGAAGCCGGCGCAGACAUCAUCUUGGUCCAGCGUGAUACAUCCAACACUUCGACACAAUCUCAGGUCGACACCCUCGGCCGUUCCUGUCAGAUCUACACUGCGGAUCUGGCCUCCGCGGGCGACGUUGGCGGCCUCGCCAAGCGCAUUCUGGCUGAUAAACACGACGUCUCGAUCCUGGUGACGAGCGCGGGCAUCCAACGACGGCACCCUGCGCACCAGUUCCCGGACAGUGACUGGGCUGAGGUCCUGCAGGUCAAUCUCAACACGGUGUGGACUCUGUGUCGUGACUUUGGCGCUUACAUGCUCACUCGACCGGGACCGCGGAGGGGGAACAUCAUCAACGUGGCGAGCUUGGUCAGCUUUCAAGGCGGUCUGAACGUACCUGCGUACGCCGCCGCAAAAGGCGGAGUGGCGCAGCUCACGAAAGCCUUGUCGAAUCAGUGGGCGGCGGAGGGCAUCAACGUAAACGCCAUAGCACCGGGCUACAUUGACACAGAUAUGAACGAGGCGCUGAUGAAGGACGAGCAGCGCAAGAGGCAGCUGUUUGAGCGGAUCCCUGCGCAGAGAUUUGGCGUGCCGGACGACUUCCGAGGCCCGACCGUGUUUCUGGCCAGCAGCGCGAGCGCGUACGUCUCGGGAGAGAUCAUGCUGGUGGAUGGUGGAUGGAUGGGGAGGUGA
Messenger RNA from Cyphellophora europaea CBS 101466, 783 nucleotides. RefSeq names its product 2-deoxy-D-gluconate 3-dehydrogenase. Gene Ontology annotation, molecular function: oxidoreductase activity, acting on the CH-OH group of donors, NAD or NADP as acceptor. Lineage: Eukaryota; Fungi; Ascomycota; Eurotiomycetes; Chaetothyriales; Cyphellophoraceae. The coding region runs from base 1 to 783 and encodes 260 amino acids. The transcript is spliced from 3 exons. The record is from RefSeq and is a predicted model, not a curated record.